AUAAAACAACAGUUCCCAAGCGACCGCGUACACAGCUGCUCCGUUGUGUCUCGAGGAGAAGCUCGAUCCGUUUGCGGAUCGUUAGAUAGUUAAAAACUUACCAUUGAAUUACACGGCUGUGAUAAAGUAUAUCCAAAGUGUUUUCUCCUACGUACCAUAAACAACAAACACUGCCAACAUAAAAAUAACAAAACAAAUAUCCAACUGUGAUAAAUUUAGAGGCUUGCUUGUUUGGAAAACCUCGAACAGAACGAACCGCGAGUCUGUUUCUUUGUUCUCCUGUUUUGUCGAACUGUUCUGCACGAGAUAACAAACACGGAAUGCAACACAGAGCUCCCCAUAUGGUUCGAUAGUGAAAAGCCCUACGACACUGCGUCGAAUGAAGCCAUCGAUCCGCUACGCAAAGUAAACAAACGCAAACGUCACCAUUUGGAUAACUAUUGUGGAUAACAUUCGAAAAAAAAUAUCCCCAAUCGCGCUGGAAAAUUUGCUAGGCACACGAUGCCCUUCUGUUGCGGUUGCUGUGACGAUUCGACGACCCGAUAUGAAUAUCGCCCUAUCGGCCAACCACAGCAACCGAGUGGUUUUGGUGCGCGGCAUCUUCAAACGGUGCUGCUUUUCUUUGGCCUUACGAUGGCGUACGCCCUGCGGGUCAACAUGUCGGUAGCGAUCGUCGCCAUGGUCGAUCGUCAUGCUGCCAACGAGGACUUCGAGGAGUUCAAAUGGGACGAGCGGACUAAGUCGGCAAUCCUGAGCAGUUUCUUCUGGGGCUACGUUGUGACCCAGAUACCGGCCGGCCAAAUGGCGCAACGUUUUGGCCCGAAGAUCCUGCUGAUGUUUUCUAUUGGUAUCUGUGCGUUGCUUGCCAUCUUAACUCCACUGUGUGCUCACGUCGGUGGCGCAAAGGCCGUUAUGGGACUUCGGAUAUUGCAGGGUCUCAGUCAAGGGUUCGUUUUCCCCUCGACGCACCAUAUGCUUUCCCGCUGGGCGCCGGCUUCGGAGCGUGGCCGACUGGGAACGCUCAGCUACGCCGGUGCACAGUUCGGUACGGUCGUAAUGCUCGCCAUCAGUGGCGUCCUGGCAUCGUCCACCAUGGGAUGGCCGAGCAUAUUCUACAUUUCCGGUGCCGUCGGUAUCCUCUGGGCGGUUGUAUGGUUUUUCUACGGUAGCAACUCGCCGGCCGAGUAUCGUGGUAUCUCGCCCGAAGAACGUGAAUUCAUCGAGAGCUCGUUCGGUCAGCAGGACCACAGCCAAAAAAUCAUCACACCCUGGAUUGCCAUCUGUACGUCUGCUCCGAUGAUUGCCCUGACCAUCUCGCACAUGGCACACAACUGGGGCUUCUGGACGCUGCUCACCGAGAUGCCUACGUACAUGAAAGAGGUGCUCGAGAAGGACAUCAAAAAUAACGCCCUGCUCUCCUCGCUCCCGUACCUGGUGAUGUGGCUGCUGAGCUUCGUGUUCAGUCCACUGUCGGACUUCCUGAUCAACCGGCAGUACCUUUCACGCGUCGUCAGCCGGAAGCUGUUCAACACGAUCGGCCUCUGGGUGCCGAUGGUGGCCCUGCUGGGACUUGCCUUUGUGCCGAAGGGUGGAUCGGAUUUGGCGAUCGUGCUGCUGACGCUGGCGGUCGGCAUCAACUCGGCCACCUAUUUGGGCUUCCAGGUUAACCAUCUCGAUCUCGCACCGAACCACGCGGGCACCAUGAUGGGCAUCACGAACUGUGCGGCCAACAUUAUGUCCAUCAUUGCACCGCUCAUUGUGGGCGAAGUGAUAACGGAUCCGACUGACCCGAUUCAGUGGCGCAACGUGUUCUACAUUGCGGCCGCGAUUUACUUCUUCGGUAAUCUGACAUUCCUCAUCUUCGGUAAGGCCGACGUUCAACGAUGGAACGAGACAGUCACAUCGGAAACCAACGUCCCCUCAAAUGUGCAGAACAACCAAAUGACCAACAACACCGACCAUAGUGAUUAAGCUUCCCAGUUUGGCCGUGAUUGUGUGUAUCACAAACCAGCAAAGCCCAACAAUGAUUUGACCGUGGAUCAAACAGAUGUCGUAGGGACACUCGCAGCGCGGUGGCGUACUCGGUACCCCUCGUAGGAAGAGCGAAAUUGAGAUCAUCAAGGGGAAAGAGAAAACAUUUUAAUUUAAAAAUCAUAUCGCGUAAUAGGAUUAAGAUUGGUUGGCGAGAAAAAUUAUCGAGGCGAUUAAACAGGGAAUAUAGGAAAAUCUGUUGAAGAGCACACACACACACACAAAUUCCAUGGUAAUAAUGAACAGACUGUGGUGGCAUUUAUUGAUAUUUUGCUCUAGAUGCCGCAAUUAAGAAAGAUUGGUUAUAUUUAUGAACCGUUAUAUACUAGUUAAAAUAAAGUAAAUGCAAGCUUUUGCAUUAGACGUUGGAAUUGCCCUCGACGCAGGCAAGCAUGCAAGUGA
This is a messenger RNA of Anopheles coustani, 2433 nucleotides long. Its product is annotated as putative inorganic phosphate cotransporter. The coding region runs from base 502 to 1971 and encodes 489 amino acids. Gene Ontology annotation, molecular function: transmembrane transporter activity. Lineage: Eukaryota; Metazoa; Arthropoda; Insecta; Diptera; Culicidae. The transcript has 5 exons. Gene Ontology annotation, cellular component: plasma membrane. Gene Ontology annotation, biological process: transmembrane transport; monoatomic anion transport. The record is from RefSeq and is a predicted model, not a curated record.